Melampsora larici-populina 98AG31 is the source of this 531-nucleotide messenger RNA. RefSeq lists its product as uncharacterized. The coding region runs from base 1 to 531 and encodes 176 amino acids. The transcript has a single exon. NCBI's taxonomy places the organism in Eukaryota, Fungi, Basidiomycota, Pucciniomycetes, Pucciniales, Melampsoraceae. The record is from RefSeq and is a predicted model, not a curated record.
AUGAACUCUGAAGAAAUCGACAAUAAUCUCGUUGACAAUCUUCAAGACGAUUCUACUAUCACCGAAGGAUCAAGCCCUUCAAGUUCAUCCGAUUCCUUUGGAACGGUCAAACAGGAUCUUACGAAUCCUUUGUCUAUUGACGAUCUUUCAGGACCUUCAAACUUGAAAGAACCUACCAACUCAACCAUGACUGAACAAGUUGAAUCCCGAGUUUUCGGUGACCAAAUUCAGAAGUAUUCUCAGAUCAUGAACAAUGCAUUAAGCAAAUAUAAAGUCUCAGAUGAUCUAAACGAAGAAAACUACAUCGAGUGGAGUCAGUCCUUAAUGGAAGUAUUUUGCUCACUCGAACUUCACGAGUAUUUCAAACUCGAGAACUACCGUAAACCUGGCUUGUCUGAACAAGAACACGAGAAAACGAGGUUUAAUCUUACCACCUUCGUUCUCCAUUGUUUGGACACCACCAAUAGUGUCAGAACUCGAAAUCAUCUGACGGAUCCUCAUGAUGCUUGUGAAAUUAUCUACAAUCCUUAA